Messenger RNA from Maylandia zebra (zebra mbuna), 3783 nucleotides. Its product is annotated as casein kinase I. Lineage: Eukaryota; Metazoa; Chordata; Actinopteri; Cichliformes; Cichlidae. The record is from RefSeq and is a predicted model, not a curated record. Gene Ontology annotation, molecular function: ATP binding; protein kinase activity. Gene Ontology annotation, biological process: protein phosphorylation.
CGAGAGGGGGAGACAGACUCGAGCGGAGAACGGCCGUCGUACUGCCGGAGCAUCUCAGGGACUAUUAACAGGGAGUGCAGUCGACGACUGAGCUAAGAGCUGGGGGUAUGAGAGCCACCAGAAUCCGCUUCCAUCCUCCACUACCCGGGCUCUUGUCCGACUGACAACCAUCGGAUCAGAACCUUCACCAACCCAGCUCUCGGACGAACCUAAUAUCGGUGACAAGUUGGAAGCAUGGAGCUGAGAGUUGGGAACAAGUACCGGCUCGGGCGAAAGAUAGGGAGUGGUUCUUUUGGAGACAUUUACCUCGGUGCCAACAUCGCCACUGGUGAGGAGGUAGCCAUCAAGCUGGAAUGUGUGAAGACCAAACACCCACAGCUGCACAUUGAAAGCAAGUUCUACAAGAUGAUGCAAGGAGGAGUGGGCAUUCCAUCUAUAAAGUGGUGUGGCGCAGAGGGAGACUACAAUGUGAUGGUGAUGGAGCUGCUCGGCCCUAGUCUGGAGGACCUCUUCAAUUUUUGCUCCCGCAAAUUCAGCCUAAAGACUGUCCUGCUUUUGGCUGACCAGAUGAUAAGUCGCAUUGAGUACAUCCAUUCCAAGAACUUCAUCCAUCGAGAUGUAAAGCCUGACAACUUCCUGAUGGGACUCGGCAAGAAAGGCAACUUGGUGUACAUCAUUGACUUUGGGCUGGCCAAGAAGUACCGUGAUGCCCGCACACACCAGCACAUUCCUUACCGGGAGAACAAGAACCUGACGGGCACAGCGCGCUAUGCCUCCAUCAACACACAUCUUGGGAUCGAGCAGUCCAGGCGUGAUGACCUGGAGUCUCUUGGCUACGUCCUCAUGUACUUCAACCUGGGGUCACUCCCGUGGCAGGGCCUCAAGGCUGCCACAAAGAGACAGAAAUAUGAACGGAUCAGCGAGAAGAAAAUGUCCACACCCAUUGAAGUUCUUUGCAAAGGAUACCCAUCUGAGUUCUCCACAUACCUGAACUUUUGCCGCUCACUCCGUUUUGAUGACAAACCAGACUACUCCUACCUUCGACAGCUCUUCAGGAAUCUGUUCCACCGACAGGGCUUCUCUUACGAUUAUGUCUUUGACUGGAACAUGCUCAAAUUUGGUGCCAGUCGGACAGCUGAGGAUGGGGAUAGGGAGAGGAGGACUGCGGAUGAGAGAGAUGAGCGGAUCGGAGGAGUCCCUAGGGGGUCUGCAUCACGAGGCCUCCCUCCAGGUCCAAAUCCUGGAGCUCCCAACAGAGUCAGGAACGGCCCUGAGCAAGCCAUUUCUAACCCUGCCUCUCGGGUCCAGCAGUCUGGUAACACGUCACCACGUGCAAUUUCUCGUGCAGAGCGAGAGAGGAAGGUGAGCAUGCGGCUCCACCGUGGUGCUCCUGCCAACGUAUCAUCCUCUGACCUCACAGCCCGCCACGACCAAUCGAGAAUUUCUACGUCACAGGUCAGCGUGCCAUUUGAGCACAUGGGAAAAUAGAAUUUUCCAGCUCUGCAUGCAAGUAAAACUGACAGGGCUUCAAGGUAUAGUUGUUGCUACAGUUUAUUUUCCUUCAUUCUUACUUUGUUCUAAGAAAAGAUGAUUGCAAAUGGACACAUGGGUCUUUGGAAAAGGACUGUAACUCUUUCAGGAUCCAGGAAAAUACACGAAGGUAUCCAGCAAUUUUUUUUUUUUUUUUUUAUUUUUACUUUUUUUUUUCUGCUUCUUCCUUCCUUCUCCAUGAACUUUCUUUACUGAACCCUGGAUUAUCACUACCACAAUACAAAUGACAAAGCUGCACCUUGACAGUUGCUCAUACCUGCCCUCCUCUUCCUCAAAACAUUCCCUCAGCAUUCUGAAAAAUGUGAAGAACUGUUGGCAUCAAAGGAGCAGAAGGGUAUCCAGGACAUGCAUGUGUUUAAUCAAAGGUUGAUUAUAAGCUGACAUUAUUUCCCCCCCAAAAAAUGUAUUUUUCAAUUUAGACACAGCAAAAACAUCUUUUGAUUUUCAUAAUGACAUUGGAGUACUUUCCUGUUCUUAAAGGGGGCCUCUUAUGCUCGUUUCCUGCUCCAUAUUUGAAUUCUUUGAGCCUACUAAUAGAAGUAGCUUUGCAUGAUUCACAGUUUAUAAUAAUCCAUGUUUGUCUUACACUGGGUCUUGCAGCCUCUUUGUUCAUCUCUUCCCUGAACGGCUUCCCCCUCUAAGUCAACUUUUCUGUUUCUGCCAAACAUAACAACUUUAUUAGGAUAUGCCCUCUCUAUGACAUCACAAAGAGCCAAGACUAGAGAGAAACUGUCUGAAAUUGGGCAUUCAGAGCAGUCUGAAGCCAAAACAUUUAGCUCAUGGAUUACUUAUACAGGGAAACUACAUACAGACUAUGGAAGAAAAUGAAGCAUAAUAGGUCCCCUUUACUGUUUGUUUUUAAUAACCUCUUAAAUAAAUAUAAAUAAAUGGAGACAUGUAGGUCAGGUGAUAGAAGGCAAAAUGAAGAGUAACUUUGAAAAAGGAAUAGUAAGUGAUGUUUUUAGCUGCUGUAAUGUUUCUGGUGAAGUAGCAUUUGGUGAUUGCUUGUCCUUCAUCCCUUUUGUGAUUACUUGCUGCCCCUCAAAACGUAGCCAUGGAAGUCUUCGCCACCCCUUACUUGCCUGUUUUGAAUCUUUUUUUCUUUUAAAAAUGUUAGUGGAAAUGGUAAAGAAUGACGGUAGAUGACAAAAAAAAUAAAAAAAAAAUAAAGACAGAACUCUGAAGUCUUGAGGGAAGCUCCUCAGGAAAUUUUCAGCAAACUGAUUAUAUUCGACCAGAGACCACAGCUGCCUACUUUGGCUAACAAAAAGUGGCUGCAAUUUUUAUGAUAGUUCUUAACAUUACCUUUUUUUAUUCUUUUAUUAUUGAAGGUAAUAGGGGGUACUGGGCAGGCUCCUUCAACAUUUGGGAUCACAUUUCAGGGUGCGGUCUGGGAGGGGGGGCAUCCAGUAAUAUACUAUAACUAUACUUUUUUUUUUUUUUUUUUUUUUUUCCCCACACCCAAGUUUGUUUACUCCACUGUAAAUAUUUUUUUAUUUCAAUGUAAAGCCAAAUGUGGUAAUUUUUGUUUUAAAGUGUAAAGUAGAAAAAUGGAAACUAACAACAGAAAUAGGCAUUUGAAGUUUGGGUAUUUAAAAUGCUAAAUUGUGGGAUGGAUUACUGUUGCUGUGCCAGCUGGGUCAUCCAACAUUUUGUGUAUGUGUGAAAGGAAGCGUGAUACAGUGAAUCCCUGCAAAGAAUAAUAAAUUCCCUUUGUCUUAGUUUGUAUGCAGUUUUUUUUUAAAUAACUGUAUUUAUGUUAAACUGUCACUCAUCAUCCUGUAAUUUAUUGGACGUACCUUCUAUGUUUUUUGAAUGCCUUUGUUUCUCAGUUGUUCAAAGCCUGUCCACCUUCAUCGUUAUUCAAUACUUAGGGCUUUCAGUAUCCUGCAAAAAUAAAAUGCCAAUAGUGUGAUGUCACCUUUUGGAUUUUUAUUUUUUAUUUUAACUUCCAGAAACCUUGACGAUGUCAUUAAGAAGAAAGCUUAACUGAUGCAAUUUGCAGGGAUUUGUAAAUAGCAGUGUACUGUGUGUAAUUACCUUUGUACAGGCCACCAUGACCCAGUGGCAUUGUAACUGUUGGGUUGGGGAUGGUAUGGAGAAUGAGCCUAUUUGGGGGGAUUUCACUUUAUGUAUUGUGUACUGAUAUCAUGUACAGUUCUUAAACACUCUUUAUUUACAGUAUUUGUGUAUAUUUUAUGAAGUAAUAAAAAUUAAUAACGUUGCUCACAA